Stegostoma tigrinum is the source of this 5818-nucleotide messenger RNA. It is a transcript of the gene tmem204, whose product is annotated as transmembrane protein 204. The record is from RefSeq and is a predicted model, not a curated record. Lineage: Eukaryota; Metazoa; Chordata; Chondrichthyes; Orectolobiformes; Stegostomatidae. The transcript has 4 exons. Bases 1102 to 1755 code for a protein of 217 amino acids.
UUGUUGAAGAAUAACUCAGCACGUACAGAGCUUGCACAGCAGCCUAAAUCACAGCAGUGUAUAUAUCCCAGAGCACAACAUUAAAGUGAAGCUACUUCUUUUCUAUUUGUCUGCUGACCUUCAGCACACUGUUUUCUGAAGCAUAGACUUGCAUUUUUUUUGGAUGGAAUCAAGUUAUAAAUUGAGUUUGUCGUAAAAUCAGAGAUUGUAGUCAGCAACAGAUGAAGAAGUGGACUCGUCAAAUGGUGACCUUGUUCGUAUAAGAGAACACAGAAGGAGAAUCGGUGCUGUUUUCAAAUUAUUUGAGCCAGGAUUUGGAAAAGCUGCUUUGAUUGUCGUCCGGGUCCCUUCCUCAGAGGAAACACAUCCUGUUAAUGUUUGAAUGUGAAGUCGGACUACUGAAUAUUUGUUGCAGCCAGCAACGCCCAAAGACUCACCAACACAGUUAGAAAAACAACAGUUUCCUCCUAACUUUCAGAGUCGUUUUCUUUUUGGUAUCUUAUCAGUAUGUCAGGAUUGUGUCACUCCCAAAGCAUGGAGUCUAUUUCAACAAGAUGCUCAAUUUUGGCUUAACUGUUUAAUGUACUGCAUGGUGCUUUGCUGUGAUUGUUAAUAUUUCGAUUUAAGCCAAAGACAAUCUCAACAAACAUUACACAAAACUGCCUUGGAUAGCAAGUUGAUCUGCUUUUCAACAAACUGACAAGGUGGUGUACAGGCCUGGGAGAUCACUCAUUUGCCUCCACCAACUUUACUCAAAGAUCUUCACUUUGAGCAUCAACAAAACUUCAACAAAAGGGAUGGACCUGCAUGCACGGCAGCUUAUCACCGCUGCGUCUCCAGUCAAGAAGGCGCAAGAGGGUGGAUAAACCACGUUCACUUGCACCCAACUUAAACACCUGAAGUAUUUUCAAAAUCUGAGACAUCCCUAUUGAGGAUACUGGUGGACACGAGAAUGAAUGCCCAGCUUCUCUAGCAACUCUUAGACAGCUCUAGAUGCUCCUGAAUGUCUAAUUCAUGUGUGAUUUGUGUAGAAAUAAAAAAGCUUCCUUGUGUUCACUUGGCAACUAGAGCUGUCUUGGAGUUGAGGAAAAGCAGCUGGGUAUGACUGUCCAAAAGCUGGUGGCUACUGCGGUAGCAGUGGCUCUUCUGUCUCUGAUUCUCAACAAUGCAGCAGCCUUCACUCCAAACUGGGUGUAUCAGGCCCUGGAGGAUGGAAGAAAGCGCAGUGUGGGAUUGUGGAAGAUGUGUUAUGGGAUCGAUAAAGGCAAAGGACCAACAAGGCAUGAACAGACUUUGGAGCGUGACUGUGAGAAUUUAAACUGGGGAUCAGAGCAUGCUGGGUUUCAAGAAUCUCGGAACACAGUGAAACUUCAGUUUGACAUGAUGAGAGCCUGUAACCUGAUUGCCACUGUGGCUCUGACUGUUGGCCAGCUCAUCUUCCUCCUUGGACUUAUGGAACUGCCACUCAUUACUCAGGAUUCUCAGUGGUGGGAAGAGGCCAUAGCUGCUCUGUUCCAGCUGUCCAGUUUUGUGUUGGUGAUUGGACUGGUGACAUUCUAUCGAAUUGGUCCUUAUACUCAUCUCUCUUGGUCAUGCUACCUGGACAUUGGAGCUUGUCUCUUCUCAACACUUUCAGCAGCUAUGUUAAUCUGGAACAUAUUACACCGGCGAGAGGACUGCAUGACACCCCGUGUUAUUGUUAUUCGUCACUCAAGGCCCCGUUUUGAAAAUGACUACGUGGAGUCGCCGUGCUGAAGUGAAAUCCAGGACAGAAAAGGAGAGUAUGUGCAUGUGUUUGAGAACUGCAGGAUCUCUGCUUGUAUAUGAACUAACUCAAUCUCUGCCUGACAGUCAAAAUAGGGAAGGUUGGAUGAGGUAGAUGCACCACUGGGGAGGGAGAAAGCAAGGGUUGGAAUUUGAAAACAUGAUCAAUUUUGAUUUGGGUCACCAGUACAAUUUUUGAGGUACCAUGCAAAUCAUCGAUUAAUUACACUACAUCAGAAUAUUACAACAUAGUAUAAACGCAGGAGAACUAGCUCAGCACCAGGAGAGAACAAAUGUGCCUCAUGUAUCUGAGGGGCUCCACCAGAUUCAAAGGCACUUCCCGUGAUCCAACUGCAAAUGGCUUAAGAUUCUGACCUGUUGACAAAUUGCUGGCAAGAUGCAGUGUCAAGGACAUUGAGUACCUUGGUGACAAGGGCUUGUCAGUUCUUGGCCAGUACAUUAGGUUGAGCAACAUUGUGACGCAGGAAUAAUCUCUUAAUUCUCUCCCCCGCCACUAAGUUCAAACACCUGCUCCCAAGUGUCAAGACUUUAUUUUGGAUAACCAGGUAUCAAGAUUGAUAAAUAUUUAAAGGAAUAGUACUCAACAGUUGAACAAUCUAGACUUUAAUUUAAAUCAGCUAAUUAGAUAGGACACAAUAUAUGUAUUCCUUAGCAUUAGAAUGACUAGAACCACAUAUUACUUGCAUCUGACAUUCGUGAAAUCAGAAUAUAAAUCAGACAAAUACAUCAGAUACAUCAGAACAGAAGUAGGCCAUUCAGCCUGUCAAACCUGCCCCACCAUUAAAUACAAGCAUGGCUUAUCGUUUCGAUGCCUUUUACUCACGCGUUCCCAAAUCUCUUGAUGCCAUUGGUAACCAGAAAUUUAUUAAUCAUUUCUACUUUAAACAGACUGAAAUUUCACAGCCCUCUAGGGAUACAGAAUUCCAGAAAUUUAUAACCCUCUGAAUAAAAAGAAUUCCUUCUUAUCUCAGUUCUAAAUUGUAUUCUCCUUAUUUUUAAAUGGUACCUCCUGGUUCUAAACCAACCAGCCAGGAAAAAAAACAUUUUAUCUAGAUAUACUCUGUAUAUCCCUUUCAGUAUUUUGUAGGUUUCAAGGACAGCACCUCUCAUUCAUCAAGCUUCUUGAGAAUAAAGUCCAGAGUUUGCUCAAUAUAUUUUAAUAAGGCAGUCCACCAUCCUGGGACCAAGUCUGGUGAUUCUGUACUCCAGUCUCUCUAUGGCAACAAUAUCAUUCCUGAGGUAAUAAGACCUCAGUUGGCUGGAUGGCAGACUGAUGCCAACAGUAUGGGUUCAAUUCCUGCACCAGUGAGGUUACCAUGAAGGACCCUCCUUAUCAAACUCUUUUCUCACCUAAGGUAUGGUGACUACUAUCAGCUGUCACUCUCUAAAGACAGCACUAUUAUCCAAUAGGACUAUGGCAACUUUACCUUUAAUAAUUGAUUCUAGCAAUUCCCUACUACUGGUGUUAAGCUAAAGAAUGGGAUGACGUUUGCUAACUUCCAAAUUACAGGAAUCAUUCCAGUAUUUGAACUCUGGAAUGCAGGCAGACUUACAGAUCAGAAGAUUCAACAAAUUAAAGUAAAAUUUUAACAGCAAUAUUUAACAUGAAUGGCUAUCCUAAAAACAUAACUGGAAUUCAUAGCAGUUGGGUGGAGUUAAAAAGAAGAUGGAUUUAACCUGUGGGUCUUUUUAAGAAAACACUUCCAUAAUUCAGUACUUUCAGUUGCCUUUUCAAAGUGCGCUGUCAAUGUAAAAUUUGAAAAUAAAUGGCAAGAGCACUGCUUGAGUUGUAAAUUCAUGUUUGCAGUCAGUUCUAUUGUCCUUUACCAUGGCUAUUUUCAUGUGCAAUCAAUGUUUCUGCACCAUACUGGAGUGGGUUUUCCAGGGAUGGGGGGCAUACAGCUGGCAUUGGAUAUGUUACAUGUUGUGACAUUUUCUAUAUAUGCCUCAGUAAGAUAUUUAUUAUGACUCUAUUGCACCCCUAGCACUCGUUGAUCUUUAGUUCAGGUUUUGGUUCGGGAAGUGAGGCAGGAAAUCUGGUCACGAAAAUAGGACACAGAAGUCACUGUCAGGAUCUUCUGGCUACUUACUGUUGCGCUAAACGAAGGCUUCCUGCCCAUCCCAGGCCUGAUAUGCCUAAUGGGAUUUAACAGCCAAUGGCCUGCCUCUCUCCAACCCAUCAGUCAGAGGGGUGGGUGGGGGGGGGGGCAAGUCUGUUUUGAAUACACCAUAUAAAAAUCUGUACGGAAGUGAGACAAGAGCAUCCCUUUAUACUUUGUUUCCAUGAGAACAGUUAGUCUGUGCAACUCCAAUCUGUAUCUUUAGGAAAGUCCCAUACAUUUCAGGACAACUUAAAAAGGGUGGAGAAUUCAAUGUCACAGAAGUCCCUGAUCCUAGCGAUUGGGAAACACAUGUUCCUUUGAGCUUAUUUCAGGGCUAGCAAGCCCAUUACUCUCAUUAAAUAUGAUCAUAAAAGGUGGACUGAGAAAGUAUAUGCCCAGAUGUGGAAUAUAAUUUUACUGUUUCAGUUCUGUUUUGUUUCAAAUACUGGAAGCAACAUCAGUGGAAUUAUUGCCCUAUUUCCUGCCUGUGAAAUUUGAAAUCAUUGGUUCGGAGGUGAACCUAGAAUCCACAUUCUUAUUGUUGCCAAUCUGCUGAAUAAACUACACUCUACAGUAAGAGAAAGAAAUCACACAAACCAGAUGAAUUCAGGUGUGUAAUAGCGUUCAUUCACAACUUCAAUUUGAGACCACCACUACCUGUACCAGACCUAUUAGUUCUAGUGCUUCUCAAAUACUACAUUUUAAAAGUGGUUUGUCCAGGCAUGUGGAUUAAAAUGAAAUUUGUAAAUGCAAUUCAGGGUAUUUUGCACAAUUUGAGUGAAUAGAAUGUGAAAUUUUAACAAAAUAACGUCCAUUACGUCUUACAGUUUGUUACAACACUUCUAUAGUAUGCCACUCACUCAACUGACUGAACAUUGAAUACUAAUCAAAUUCAUACCAAUGAAUCAGUGAUAAUGGGAACUGCAGAUGCUGGCGAAUCCAAGAUAAUAAAACGUGAGGCUGGAUGAACACAGCAGGCCCAGCAGCAUCUCAGGAGCACAAAAGCUGACGUUUCGGGCCUAGACCCUUGAUGUGAUUUGUAGGGAUAAUUAUCCUGUCACCACCUGUGGGUUGUGCUACAAAUCACAUUCCAAUCUAACUUAACUACGUCUCAACUUGACAACUGCUGGGUCAAAAUCCUGAAACUUUUCCUAACUUGGACUCAGCUGUUUAGAGCAAAUUGAUUACCAUGACCACUUUCUCAAAAGCAAUUAAGAAUAGCCAAUAAUUACCGGCCUUGCCAGAGGCAUUUGCAUCUCACAACUGAAUUUUAAAAAAGAAACAUUAACAUGGACCAAAAAUAUUGAAAACAACCACAUGGAGGUGCUCUGGCCAUUAUAUAGGAGGCACCAUCCCAGUAACACAUCAACAGAUACUCACCUAGCUCCUUUUCACCACAAAACAAAUCCAACUGAGUCAUGUUUAUAUAUAUAGUUAAUGUGUGAACUCUUCCAAUCACAGUAUUUGCUACACAGUGAGAGAUCUGAUCAACCCAAAUCAAAACCAGCAUCUACCCAGAGCGCUGUUCUCUGCAAUGAUUACUCUUACUGUUUUGCUAUAUUAACUAAAAACCUAAAUAUAUUGUAGCUAAAUUGUAGACCGGGGAGAGGCAACAGAGGUCAAGUUGGCUCUUGGGAACUACAUUUAAAUCUAUUAUCAAGUUAAUUGCAUGUACUGGACAAUAAAUGACAUAGAUGUAAGAAUAAAAUUGUAAGUAUAUCUGUUACACAAACUCUGUUAUGUCACAUGCUGAUUUUUUCCAGUGCAGUUACAAUGCGUUUUGUACAAUUCUGGUACAUAACAGCUGUUACUGAAGUAUUUAAGAAAGCAGAACACUUUUGGUUGUCAUUGCUGUAACACAUGAGUUUCUCCUGUUCAUUUAAUUUAAAGCCCAAAUAUUUCCUUAAAUAAAAUUCACAUGAUCAAGUUAA